Messenger RNA from Ixodes scapularis (black-legged tick), 634 nucleotides. It is a transcript of the gene Fdx2, whose product is annotated as adrenodoxin-like protein 2, mitochondrial. NCBI's taxonomy places the organism in Eukaryota, Metazoa, Arthropoda, Arachnida, Ixodida, Ixodidae. Gene Ontology annotation, cellular component: mitochondrion. Gene Ontology annotation, biological process: positive regulation of oxidoreductase activity; P450-containing electron transport chain. The transcript is spliced from 4 exons. The coding region runs from base 149 to 511 and encodes 120 amino acids. Gene Ontology annotation, molecular function: 2 iron, 2 sulfur cluster binding. The record is from RefSeq and is a predicted model, not a curated record.
UCGUAUAGUUCUUUUUCUUUUCUCCGAGUUUUCAUGUGUAGUUACAUACAUAUGUUUGUGCAUAAGAGGAUACAGCCUCUACUAAAAAUGCAGGCCAGGCCACGUUCUAAUCAAGGCCUUGAGCCAGGCUCUUUAGCAAUCGGCGCUCAUGUCUUUCCUCGUCUGUUUUGAGAUUACCUUUGUACUGGAGAAUGGCACAAAAUAUACAGCCACGGGAAAAGCAGGCGACAACCUUCUGGACGUAGUUGUAAACAAUAACCUGGACAUUGAUGGCUUUGGUGCAUGCGAGGGGACCUUGGCAUGCUCAACGUGUCACCUCAUCUUCAAGCCCGAAGAUUACAGAAGGUUAAAGGAGACACCAACGGAUGAGGAACUGGACAUGCUGGACCUUGCCUACGGACUCUCCGACACGUCUAGACUGGGCUGCCAGGUGUAUCUCACUAAGGACCUGAGCGGAAUGGAAGUCAAAGUUCCUGCAGGUGUGAACGACGCCAGAGGAACCGAUACAUGACAACCUCUAGGACAUAAGAGCUUGUCGAAAGAAUGACAGAAGGAAACUUUGUUUAUGUGCUACACUGUUCAAGUGUUAGGUUGAUUCUCCUAUUAAUAAAUAGUUAUUUUUGUAUAACCCUCA